GGUAAGAGGGAAACUAGCUUUUACCGAGCGUUUUAAUAUUAGCGGUUACGAGCUUCUCGCGUAUUGUCCCGGUGAGUCUCGGUUCUCUAACGUCGAAGGAAUGGAGCGUAUCUGUCUGGCGAUACUCGUCGCGAUGUGCAGCGGAAGCAGCGGCCAGUGGUCGCCCGAUUGGGUGAGCGGACUGUCGCGAAACAUCGAGGCGUUGAACAGGAACAUUCAAGAGAACGUGCGACAGGUGAACCUAGGAGUGCAAGAAGCGGUGCGAGGCAGCUUGGAGCAGGCUCGUCAAGCAACGAACGAGAAAUUGAUUUCAGGUGACGUGCAAAUAAUCGGAGGCAACAACGCCAUCGUGUCGAACCAGGACGGCGUCAAGUUCGUGCGGUCCGGCCACACGUCCGACGGCAAGCCGUACACCCGUGAGAGCUCGGAGCAGAUCGUGGGCGACGUUCUCCGACACGUCCUGAAAGUUUACUAUCCCGCCACGAACACCACCGCGGUGCACGGCUACACGUUGGAUCUAAAGGACCCGAACGCCAAACCAGUUCCGAUAAACGGCGAUAAAUAGCGAGUCCGAAAGAAUGCCAAAAGACUCGCAACGACGCAGACCAUAAUUUUGUAAUGUAAACCUAGAAUCGAAUAAAUAAACGUACGCAGCAGAAA
Messenger RNA from Megachile rotundata (alfalfa leafcutting bee), 660 nucleotides. RefSeq lists its product as uncharacterized. Lineage: Eukaryota; Metazoa; Arthropoda; Insecta; Hymenoptera; Megachilidae. The record is from RefSeq and is a predicted model, not a curated record.